Gilbertella persicaria is the source of this 1821-nucleotide messenger RNA. Its product is annotated as DNA replication pre-initiation complex subunit Cdc45. Gene Ontology annotation, molecular function: DNA replication origin binding; chromatin binding; single-stranded DNA binding. The record is from RefSeq and is a predicted model, not a curated record. Gene Ontology annotation, cellular component: DNA replication preinitiation complex. The coding region runs from base 1 to 1821 and encodes 606 amino acids. Gene Ontology annotation, biological process: DNA replication initiation; double-strand break repair via break-induced replication; mitotic DNA replication preinitiation complex assembly. Lineage: Eukaryota; Fungi; Mucoromycota; Mucoromycetes; Mucorales; Choanephoraceae. The transcript has 7 exons.
AUGGUACGCAUUACGAAUACACUGUAUCAUGAAGCCUAUGAAUAUAUAAAACAAGACUCUGUUGAAGGCAACUGUAUUAUCUUUGUUGCACCUGAUGUGGAUGCUAUUUGUGCAGUUCGAUUAUUUCAGGCUGUUCUUAAAAGUGAUAUUAUUCCUCACAAGAUUGUACCUGUCUCUGGUCAUCAAGAUCUUGUGGAUGCCAAUAUCAAGCUUAUUCAAAAAGAUCAAGAGUUACGGUCGAUUGUGAUGAUCAACUGUGGUGGUAUGGAGAGUAUAUCCAGUCUAUUUACAACACCUGAAGGCACCAAGAUAUACAUCAUUGACAGUCAUCGUCCUCUCUUGCUGGAAAACUUGAGUUCAGACAAUGAUCAUAUUUGUGUAUUUGAUGAUGAAGGAGAGAACCAUCGAGUGAAUGAUGUGUUAUCUGCUUAUGAAGAAUUGACUAAUACAGAAGAUGAUGAUGAAGAAGAUAGUGAGGACUCUGAUAGUGAUAGACCUAGACAAAGAAGAAAACUAGACACAUUGGAUCAAGGCAUGAGUAUACAUGCAUUAAGGAACAAGAAAAGACAACAAAACAAACUGAUUCAGGAUUAUUAUGAAGCAGGCGUUUAUCAUGCGAAUUCAGUCUCUGGUGUCAUGUAUGAAUUAGCCCAUCAAUUAGGCAAAUCUACCAAUGAAUUAUUAUGGCUGGGUAUUGUGGGUGUCACUGCACAGUACCUGUUUGAAAAGAUAGAUACAGUACGCUAUGCAGAGAAACUAGAGCUAUUUAAAGAUGAUAGAGCAAGACUGAAUAUCGAUAGAACAGAAGAUGGCAAUAUGCAACAGUUGACCAACAUUGUUAUUCGAGCAGAAGAUGAGUAUCGAUUCAUGUUAUUUCGACAUUGGAGUCUGUAUGAAAGUAUGUAUCAUUCAGGCUAUGUAUCCAGUAAAUUGGGUAUAUGGAAAGAUGCAGGCAAGAAGCGACUGAAUAACAUGUUUGCGAAGAUGGGCUUUUCUUUACAGCAAUGUCAGCAGAUAUAUACCCACAUGGACAUGGAUUUAAAGCAAACACUAAAGAACAAGAUUGAAGUAGUAGCCCCUCUUUAUGGCUUAACAGAUAUCUGUUUCCCUAGUUUUACAAGGGGAUAUGGGUAUGCCUGUUGUCUAUCUGCCAGUGAUGUGGUCUAUGCACUCUCUACACUGAUUGAAACGAGUCCUGAAGCAGCCACUCGAUUGGGAUUUAGUACAAAAGAAAAAGAAGAAGAAGAAGAAAGUGACAUGAAGGAACAGACUACUACGGUGGAUGGCUUAGGAUGUCAAAGACGUCAAUGGUGGAUGCACAAUUUCUAUGCUGCUUAUGAUGCCUUGGGUAGUCCAUCUCCUGAGCCUUUGAUGCGUGGAUUGAGAUUAUGUAUGAAGACACAAAAAGCCAUUGUACGCCAAGGAACAGAUAUUAUCGAUAAACGUAUGGUCAAACUGUUACGUACAUUUCGAUUUGUAAAUAUUCGACAUGGACAAGACUUGUCUUUAUUUCAACAUCCUUCUACCUUGACAAAAUUGGGGUUAUUCUUGACAGAUGCUUAUCGAGAACAUGGGAGACGUAAUUUGCCUUUAGUGUUGACUUCACUGGAUGAAGAAAACAAUAGUUGUCUAGUGGUGGCAUUAUCAGGAGCACCUACUUUUGGUGAAGUGCGUAAAAAUCCAUUUUAUUUAGCAUUCAGUGAUGCAGCGGAGAAAACCAAAGCUCGCAUUUCAUUUGAUUCCUUUGACCAUACAGUUGUACAGAUACAUGAUGCAGAUAUUGAACAUUUUAUUGAAUCUUUGUCUUAUUAUAAUAAAUGA